AUGUCGGACACGAGCAAAGUUUCUCUUCCUACACUACCAGUCGAAGUCGUCUACCGAAUACUUGAUCGUCUGGACAUUAUUACGAUCUUAUGUACAGUGUGUAAUGUAUGUCAACGGCUCAAUAAAAUCAUAUAUUCGUAUGAAAGAUACCAGGUACUUACAACAGUGAAUCUUCGUAAUACUCGUAUCUCUAACAGUGAAACAUUCAUUCUGGCUGAUGCAUUGAAAACCAACACGGCGCUCAAGACGUUAAUUCUUAGCGUGAAUGAAAUUGGUGAUGAAGGUGUAAAGCAUUUGGCUGGCACAUUACGAAAUAAUACAGCUUUAACCGAACUAUACCUUGUCAGCAAUAAGAUUGGUGAAGUUGGAGCAGAAUACCUAGCUGACAUGUUACAGCACAAUACAGGACUUGUCACGCUACAUCUUAGUUGUAAUCAGAUUAAAGACAAUGGAAUAAAACAUCUGGCGGAUGCGUUACAAGUCAAUGAGAAACUGACAAUAUUAGAUCUUCAAAAGAAUUAUAUUGGAUGUGAGGGAGCACAACAUUUGGCCAAUGCAUUGCGAAAUAAUACCGCUUUAACCAAACUAUACCUUGCCAACAAUAAGAUUGGUGAAGUUGGAGCAGAAUACCUAGCUGACAUGUUACAGCACAAUACAGGACUUGUCACGCUACAUCUUAGUUGUAAUCAGACUAAAGACAGCGGAAUAAAACAUCUGGCGGAUGCGUUACAAGUCAAUAAAACGUUGAUACACCUGGAUCUAAACGGAAAUAAAAUAGGAAAGCACGGAGCGAAAAGUUUGGCGGAUGCAUUACAAUACAAUGAGAAACUGACAAUAUUAGAUCUUCAAAAGAAUUAUAUUGGAUGUGAGGGAGCACAACAUUUGGCUAAUGCAUUGCGAAAUAAUACGACCCUAGUCGAAUUGAACAUUAAUGGUAAUCAUGUUGGAUAUCAGGGAGCACAAUAUUUUGCUGAUGUACUACUUCAUAGCUCGACUCUACGCAUAUUACACAUUGGCAACAAUAAAAUCAGAUUCGAUGGAUUAAAAGCUCUAGCUGAUAUGUUAAGAACUAACAAAAUGCUGCAUACGUUAGACAUCGGCGGUAACCAUAUUUCAGAUAAAGAACGACAAUACCUAGAUGCUGAAGAGGCAUGCCGUCUGGAUGAUGAACAAGCACGCCGUUUGGAAGAUGUACAAGCACGAUAUAUGGCUUUUCUAAGGACACAAUAUGUGACCAUGGCACGAGCACCACGUCUGGAUAAUGCACAAGCGAGAUAUACGGCUGGUGAAGAGACACGGGAUCCGAACGAUGAAGCUGUUCGAUAUCUAGCUGCUGCAUUACAAGAAAAUUCAACACUCACAACGUUAUUCAUUCCAAACAAUCAUAUCGGGCGUGUUGGGACUCGUCAUUUGGCUGAUUUGUUGAAGAAAAACAGAGCAUUGCGUAUAUUACAUCUUCAGGGCAACAUCAUAAGCCAUGAAGGAGUACGUGACCUCAUCAAUGCGCUCAAAAAUAAUAAUACACUUAUCGAACUAGAGCUCGAAUUUAGUGAAGUCACCGACAAAAUGGCAAUUGACCUCGAUGAAUUGCUCGAACGGAAUGAACGACUUACGAACAUCAAUACCGAUAAUCGUGAAUAA
Molecule: messenger RNA, 1641 nt
Organism: Adineta ricciae
Lineage: Eukaryota; Metazoa; Rotifera; Eurotatoria; Adinetida; Adinetidae
Source: the annotation of a GenBank genome assembly